GCGGCCGCCCUCCCUUGUUUCCGCUGCAUCCAGACUUCCUCCGGCGGUGGCUGGAGGCUGCGCAUCUGGGGCUUUAAACAUACAAAGGGACUGCCAGCCCCGGCGAGAACAGGCGGCGGCGGCGCGGGCAGGGGCGCGGGGGCCGGACCAUGCGCCGCUGAGCCGGGCAAAGCCGAGGCGACCGAGUCGAGCGGCCCCUUGGAGCGGCAGGCUGCGCGGCGGAGCAGGCGCCACCCAGGCGGCGACGCGGCCACACGCACCGAGCCAGCGACCCCCGGGCGACGCGCGGGGCCCGGGAGCGCAAUGACCGAGGCGCGAGCGGCCCGGGGCGCGCUUGCCGGCCCUCUGCGGGCGCUCUGCGUCCUGGGCUGCCUGUUGGGCCGCGCCGCCGCCGCGCCGUCGCCCAUCAUCAAGUUCCCUGGAGAUGUCGCCCCCAAAACGGACAAAGAGUUGGCUGUGCAAUACCUCAACACCUUCUACGGCUGCCCCAAGGAGAGCUGCAACCUGUUUGUGCUGAAGGACACGCUGAAGAAGAUGCAGAAGUUCUUCGGGCUACCCCAGACGGGUGACCUCGACCAGAGCACCAUCGAGACCAUGCGCAAGCCGCGCUGCGGCAACCCCGACGUGGCCAACUAUAACUUCUUCCCCCGCAAGCCCAAGUGGGAGAAAACCCAGAUCACAUACAGGAUCAUCGGCUACACACCUGAUCUGGACCCUGAGACGGUGGAUGAUGCCUUCGCUCGUGCCUUCCGAGUCUGGAGUGAUGUGACCCCACUACGGUUUUCUCGCAUCCAUGAUGGAGAGGCUGACAUCAUGAUCAACUUCGGCCGCUGGGAGCACGGAGAUGGGUACCCCUUUGAUGGCAAGGAUGGGCUCCUAGCUCACGCCUUCGCCCCGGGCCCUGGUGUUGGGGGAGACUCCCACUUUGAUGACGACGAGCUGUGGACCCUGGGAGAAGGGCAAGUGGUCCGUGUGAAGUAUGGCAACGCCGACGGGGAGUACUGCAAGUUCCCUUUCCUCUUCAACGGCAAGGAGUACACCAGCUGCACCGACACGGGCCGCAGCGACGGCUUCCUCUGGUGCUCCACCACCUACAACUUCGACAAGGACGGCAAAUACGGCUUCUGCCCCCAUGAAGCCCUGUUCACCAUGGGUGGCAACGCCGACGGACAGCCCUGCAAGUUCCCGUUCCGCUUCCAGGGCACAUCCUACGACAGCUGCACCACCGAGGGCCGCACCGACGGCUACCGCUGGUGUGGCACCACCGAGGACUACGACCGUGACAAGAAGUACGGCUUCUGCCCCGAGACCGCCAUGUCCACCGUUGGCGGGAACUCGGAAGGUGCCCCCUGUGUCUUCCCCUUCACCUUCCUGGGCAACAAGCAUGAGGGCUGCACCAGCGCCGGCCGCAGCGACGGGAAGAUGUGGUGCGCGACUACAGCCAACUACGAUGACGACCGAAAGUGGGGCUUCUGCCCUGACCAGGGGUACAGCCUGUUCUUGGUGGCAGCCCACGAGUUUGGCCAUGCGAUGGGGCUGGAGCACUCACAGGACCCUGGAGCCCUGAUGGCGCCCAUUUACACGUACACCAAGCACUUCCGCCUGUCCCAUGAUGACAUCAAGGGCAUUCAAGAGCUCUACGGGGGCUCCCCUGACACUGGCACCGGCCCCACCCCCACGCUGGGACCUGUCACUCCUGAGAUCUGCAAGCAGGACAUUGUCUUUGACGGCAUCUCUCAGAUCCGGGGGGAGAUCUUCUUCUUCAAGGACCGGUUCAUUUGGCGGACAGUGACGCCACGUGACAAGCCCACAGGGCCCCUGCUGGUGGCCACAUUCUGGCCUGAGCUCCCGGAAAAGAUCGAUGCUGUGUACGAGGCCCCACAGGAGGAGAAGGCUGUGUUCUUUGCAGGGAAUGAGUAUUGGGUCUACUCAGCCAGCACCCUGGAGCGAGGGUACCCCAAGCCGCUGACCAGCCUGGGGCUUCCCCCCGAUGUGCAACGAGUGGAUGCUGCCUUUAACUGGAGCAAGAACAAGAAGACAUACAUCUUUGCUGGAGACAAAUUCUGGAGAUACAAUGAGGUGAAGAAGAAGAUGGAUCCCGGCUUCCCCAAGCUCAUCGCGGACGCCUGGAACGCCAUCCCCGAUAAUCUGGACGCCGUGGUGGACCUGCAGGGUGGUGGUCACAGCUACUUCUUCAAAGGUGCCUACUACCUGAAGUUGGAGAACCAAAGUCUGAAGAGCGUGAAGUUCGGAAGCAUCAAAACCGACUGGCUGGGCUGCUGAGCUGGCCCCGCCUCCCACAGGCCCCGCCUCCCACAGGCCCCGCCUCUCCAUCGCCUUCUGCACACCGGGCCCUGCUCACCAGGGAAGGACCCGGAUGGGCCUGGCAGCCUUCAGCUCUGUUAACCGGCCUUCUCAUCUCCACCUGGUAAUUGAAGAAUCUGGAGAGUGGCUCUGCCCUGUGCCCAAGGAAAGGUGCUGAUUCGUACCCCUCCCAGGGGCCCCUUCCCCCUCCCUGUGCCAGCAGCCCUCCAGAGCCACCUGCAAAGAGAUGCUUUGAUACUCUCCCUGCAGCCCUGCCUUGGGCUGCCCUGGUGCUGCCACCCUUCAGGCUCUUCUCCCUCCACAACCUUCUAUGGCUUACAGCACCUUCGGAGCCAACAGAGACUGUCUCAAGAGGGCACUGGUGGCCCGACAGCCUGGCCUGGCACGGGGCAGUGGGAUAGGGGAGUGGCCCGAUGGCCACCCCAGACACCUGGCUUCUCACUGCCGCUGCCUUAGAACCUCCCCUAUGUUAGCAGUUCGCUUUGUAUGCACUUUGUUCUUUUCUUCUGAUCUUUGUUCUUUUCUUCUGAUCUUUUUUACUUUUCCACUUUGAAACUGCAUUUCCUGACCGAGGACUCAGGGCGUCCAAAGUCACUGCACGACGCCUCUCAGCCCACAUCGUGAAGGUUCCCUUGUUCACUCGAUUCAGUGUGUCCCCGCCCCGUCACUUCCUCCACUGGAUGGAGGAGAACCAAGCCAUGGCUCCCCGCUCGGCCCUCCCCUCCUCUCCCUUCAACAAUUCCCCAUGGGAAAUGUCAACAAGUAUGAAUAAAGUAUGCCACCAAUGGAGUGGCAGUGUU
Molecule: messenger RNA, 3125 nt
Organism: Equus caballus (horse)
Lineage: Eukaryota; Metazoa; Chordata; Mammalia; Perissodactyla; Equidae
Gene: MMP2
Product: matrix metallopeptidase 2
Biological process (GO): extracellular matrix organization; proteolysis; tissue remodeling
Cellular component (GO): extracellular matrix
Molecular function (GO): zinc ion binding; metalloendopeptidase activity
Source: RefSeq, a predicted model, not a curated record